Molecule: messenger RNA, 585 nt
Organism: Nerophis lumbriciformis (worm pipefish)
Lineage: Eukaryota; Metazoa; Chordata; Actinopteri; Syngnathiformes; Syngnathidae
Source: RefSeq, a predicted model, not a curated record
AUGUCUAAGAUCUCCAAGGCGGCAAAGGCCGUCAAGAAGUUGGACACCAGCGGCGUGAUUCGCGCUACCAUAAGGUCAGGACAAGCGGCCCCCGGGCCUCCGCUUGGCCCCGUCCUGGGACAGAGAGGAAUCCCCAUCGGGCAGUUCUGCAAGGACUUUAACGAAAAAACCAAGGAGAUGAAGGAAGGCAUCCCUCUCCCCAUCAAGAUCAACGUGAAGCCCGACCGGACGUACGACCUUCACAUCGGUCGACCCACCGUCUCGUACUUCCUCAAACAGGCGGCGGGCAUCGCCAAAGGAGCCGGAAAGACAGGGCACGAGACGGCCGGUUUGGUGUCGGUGAGGGCCGUGUACGAGAUCGCCCGCGUGAAAGCGGAGGACGAGUGCUUCAAGAUCAGGAACGUGUCGAUGGAGAACGUGGUCAAAAGCAUCGUGGGCUCGGCGCGCUCCCUCGGCAUCAAGGUGGUCAACGACCUGUCGGCUGACGAGUACAAAUUAUUCAUGGAGCAGCGAGAAGAGAAAUUGAAGGCGGACGCCGCCGCUGCAGAAGCAGCUGGGACUGACUCGCAGAGCAGGAAGCGAUAA